AUGGCCGCCCGACAGCCCAGAUUCAACCAGCAGGUGCUCAUCGACACCACCCCUCUCCCGGACUCAGUCCCCAAAGUCCCAGAGGUCGGCGCCUCCUCCGCCCCGCUCCUUUCCGCGUCCUUCUUCAUCGGCGCUCGAUGCAAACCUUACAAUGACGACUUCAUGCACUGCAAAACUGAGGCCAACGGCAAGGGCGAGACGGAAUGCUUGAAGGAGGGAAGGAAGGUCACGCGUUGUGCGGCGAGUGUGCUGGAGGAUAUCAACCGGGAGUGUUUGGAUUCUUUCAGGACGCACUGGAAGUGCUUGGAGAAUAACAACCAGCAGCUUUGGCAGUGUCGGGCUGCGGAGCGGGGAUUGAAUGCGUGUGUUUUUGAGAAGCUGAAGUUGGAGAAGAACAUUCCGGGAGCGCCGGAUAAUGAGACUCCGGUGCAUCUCAGGAAGAAACAGAUCUAUGCUCACAGUCUCUACGGACAAUGA
Ramularia collo-cygni is the source of this 477-nucleotide messenger RNA. Its product is annotated as probable NADH-ubiquinone oxidoreductase 20.8 kDa subunit. Bases 1 to 477 code for a protein of 158 amino acids. Lineage: Eukaryota; Fungi; Ascomycota; Dothideomycetes; Mycosphaerellales; Mycosphaerellaceae. The record is from RefSeq and is a predicted model, not a curated record. Gene Ontology annotation, biological process: mitochondrial electron transport, NADH to ubiquinone. The transcript has 3 exons.